CGCACGCCGUCACUGCAGCGGCAGCCCUCCACAUUUGGAGCUGUCCAGCAGCGCGGUGCUGAAGUGCGUCCACACCGCGGCACCGCUCGGUACAAAUAAUUCGAGUGGCACGUUUAAAGGAUGCACUGGUCAGUUAACGCACUCCCGCUGCCUUCUUACGUGGAGCUGGGUGUCCACUCAUUGAGCGGACUACUGUGGACCCUGCUGCUCCUCUUUCUUUGGCACUGCUAUCGAAUAGGCUCCGACCUGCCCAUCUCAGGCCAUGCACAUACAGGAAAACUCAAGUCAGGCUCCAGGAGGUCCCUCCGUGGUGGGAACUGUACCGGAACAAAGUGCAGUGCACGAUCCAAGCUCUCCAGAAGUGAUUCCUUUAUUUCCAUGGAAACGGAGGAGGAUGAUGAGCAGGGACAGGGCUACCUCACCCCGGUGCUGAGUCAUGCUUUGUUUCCGGCCCGAGCCUCUGCAGAAGCCAAGAAACUGUACGCAGCACUGCAAGAAUAUGCCAAGCGUUACAGCUGGGUGGGCAUGGGCCGCAUUCAUAAAGGUCUCCGUGAGCAGAUCAGAUUGAAUGAUCACUCUGCUAUACAGAAGCCUCACCUUUUCUACCUGCCAGAUGUUCCAAGUGUUCCUUUCUUUCCACGUGAUGCUCACAGGCAUGAUAUUGAAGUUUUGGAGGCUAACUACUCAGUAAUCAUGGCUGAAUUCCAGGCGAUUUAUCAGAGGGGCAUGGAGUCCAAAUUAGGCUGGACCUGUAUGGGACCAAAGGGCCAGGCAGUCUUUUUGUUGUACACUGCAGGCAUCUGCAUGGUGGAGAAUUGCCGCUCCUGUCCUCGUACAUACCGGACACUUCUCUCUCUCAGAACAUUUAUAAACAGUAAUUCUUUGGGAUCUGCUGGAUUUUGGGUGUUGGGACCCGGAGCUACACUGGGGAGCUCAUAUGGACCCACUAAUACACGCCUACGCUGCCAUCUAGGUUUGCAGACUCCUCCUCUGUGUGAGCUGGUGGUGGGAGGAGAGCCUCAGUGUUGGUCAGAGGGGCAUUGCCUCCUGGUUGAUGACUCAUUUCUUCACACCAUCUCCCACAUGGGGCCGUCAGAAGUUGGACCACGAGUUAUUUUGUGUGUGGAUCUUUGGCAUCCGAAUGUGGCUGCAGCAGAGAGACAAGCUUUGGACUUCAUGUUUAAUCCAGAUCAUUAAAUCAGCUCCUGCACUACAAAUAUACAACAAGCAGAUUUGCCUUAGAUUAAUUUUGUAUUUUUUGUGCCUCGUGCAUCUGUUUCCAGAAAACAAUCACUGUGUACAUCAGCUCUAAAUAAGACAUUAGCCACUUUUACAAAGUGUUGAAUUUACAAUAUGUUUCUCACAUGAGCAUAUUAUUAUGGAUGACAUUUAAGGAAAUUGCAUAUUACAGA
This is a messenger RNA of Thalassophryne amazonica, 1412 nucleotides long. RefSeq names its product aspartate beta-hydroxylase domain containing 1 (gene asphd1). The coding region runs from base 121 to 1197 and encodes 358 amino acids. The transcript has 6 exons. NCBI's taxonomy places the organism in Eukaryota, Metazoa, Chordata, Actinopteri, Batrachoidiformes, Batrachoididae. The record is from RefSeq and is a predicted model, not a curated record.